GGCCAGCUUCUCCUACGUCCCGGCCAUGUGCACCCCGCCCGGCUCGCCGGAGCCCGGGAGCCCGCCGCAGCAGCCCCCGCCGCCCGCCCCGGAGGAGCCGGCCGCCGCGGGCGGCGGGCGGCGGCGCAAGCGGCCGGUGCCGCGGGGCAAGCCGCCCUACAGCUACAUCGCCCUGAUCGCCAUGGCCAUCGCCCACGCGGCCGAGCGGCGGCUGACGCUGGGCGGCAUCUACCGCUUCAUCACCGAGCGCUUCCCCUUCUACCGCGAGAACCCCAAGAAGUGGCAGAACAGCAUCCGCCACAACCUCACCCUGAACGACUGCUUCGUCAAGGUGCCCCGCGAGCCGGGCCACCCGGGCAAGGGCAACUACUGGGCGCUGGACCCGGCGGCCGAGGACAUGUUCGACAACGGCAGCUUCCUCCGCCGCAGGAAGCGCUUCAAGCGCGCCGAGCUCGCCACCUACCCGGCCUACUCCGCCUUCAGCCCCGCCGCGCCCUACGCGCCCGCCGGCUACAGCCCGCCGCUGCCCGCCGGCGCCCCCUACCCGCGGGGCUUCACCAUCGACAGCCUCAUGGGCGGCGCCGAGCUGGGGCUGAGCCCCGCCGCCGAGCUGGGCGGCUGCCCCGAGCCCGCCUGCUUCCCGCCCGCCAGCCCGCUGGGCCGCGCCUACCCCUACUCCGCCUCGCCGCCGCCGCCCCACCUGCCCGGGCCCCCGAGCGGCUACUCCCCCCCCGGCAGCGCCCCGCUCUACGGCGCCGCCGGCCGCCUGGGCCUGCCGCCCGUGCGCGCCGCCGCCUCCUGCGCCGAGCACCCCCGAGCCGCUCCUGGCGCUGGCCGGGCCGCAGUUCGGCCCCAAUCCCGCCUACAUGCGGCAGCCCGGCUUCGCUUCGGGACUCGAACGGUACAUGUGACUCCGGCGCUGCUCUUCCCGGUGCCACUGGCGGUAGGAGCAGGGCCCAUGUACCACCCUUUUCCAUGUUGAUGGGACACACGCUGUACGUGAAUGCAUCUGCUUCUUUACUGUACAUAUGUAGAUUAUUUCAUCCUAACACUGUACGCGCUGCGUAAUGCGUUGUGCUGCAUGGCACAUGUCACUGAGUGUGAAACACGUUGUGUGUUGCAUUGCACAUGUGCUAUAAAACAGGUCGUGUAUUGCAUAUGCAUUGUACUGUCUGUCUCCUGUGUGCAUUGAUUGCCUAACACAUUGUAGUGCACUGUAUAAUGCAUUGUGGUGCAUUGCACAAGCGCUGUAUAUGCAAUGCGUUGCAAUGCUCUGUAGUGCAUUUACAGUGCUCUAGCACGUGUUAUGCACGAUUCAUUGCAUUGGAGUGCCUUGUGUGUGAAUUAUGAUUCACUGGAUAAUGCAUUUAGUAGUGCCCUGUGUAAACCAUUGUGUAAGGCUUUGUUACCUUGUAGAUUUGUAAACAUUCCAGGAUGUCCCAUUUCCCCCCCUCUCUUUGUUGGAUUCAUAACCUGGAACCAGACAGUUAGCAAAACUACUAGGUAUGGGAUUUUUUUAUUACUAUUUAAGACUUUACCUUUUUUCUUCCUCUGUGGGAAAAAACAUCUUUUUACUAUUUUUUAAAAAAAAUAACUUUUAUUGUUAGAAAGGAUUUUAAAAAAUAAAUCUUUCCUUUCAACUGUUUAAUACUGCUCUUUUUUUAGAAAUGGUUUUGAGGGGGUUUUAAAAAGAGACUACAUCAGAACUCAGCUGAUUCAUAUGAGAUUCAUAACAUUGUUUUAAUUAUGCCAAGUGGCUUGUGCUUUCAUUUUUUACUGACACUUUUUCAGAGCUAUACUCACUGUUUCAAAUCUGAAGUCUGUUUUUAAAUACUGGUGGUAACUAGCCGUUGUACAGCUUCCUAAAGGAAGCCUCCUAAAGCCAUUCCGACAGUGGCCAAUGCCAGGUGCUUCAGAGGGAACGAACAGAAUAGAUAAACAUCAAGUGAUCCAUCCCCUGUCCCCGUUCCCAGCUUCUGCAAACAAAGGCUAGGGACACCAUCCCUGCCCAUCUUGGCUAAUAACCAUGGAUGGACCUAUCCUUCAUGAACUUAUCUAGUUCUUAUUUGAAGCCUGUUAUAGUCCAUCCCCUGGAAUCUUGAAAUUGAGAUUGGAUUCCUUUCUGUAAGGUGUCCUCUAUUUAUCUACAAUUGGAUAGUUUUCACUUAUGUAGUAGUGAGAAUAAUUCUGGCCACUGCAGGAGUCCUUGCAGGUGAAAUUGUAUGGCCUAUGUUAUACAGGAGGAUAGACUCACUAGAUGAUCACAAUGGUCCCCUUUGGCCUUAAAUGUUGAAUCUGCACACUGGCUGGUCCUUUGCCCUUUAUUUAUAGGGCUGUAUCCUGGCAUGGAUUUUUGAGGCGAAUUCCCCACUGAUAUUCUCCAUGUUUUUUACCCUAAAUUUCCUACAUGUAAAUGUGCAAGCAUGGGAUUUUUCUCCUCAUUGUAAAAAAACAGGAUUUAUCUGCUACUCUGAUUUACAGGAGCAUUUGCAUUGGAGCUGAUUCGGUGAGUUGGUGUUCUGGGAUGGGGCUCUCGACUCAUUUGAAUUCCCUGCCUAAGGGAGUUAGAUGCCCAAAUUCCAACUGACUUUCAAUGGAAAUUUGUGCACCUAAUUCCCUUAGGCCCUUUUUGAAAAUCCCAUUCCUUAUCUUUAGUUUAACCCUGUACAAACCUGUACUUGCCUGGAUACACCAGUGUUUUAAUGAAUGAUUAUCUGUGAGGGUCUCUCUUCUGGGGUGUUUGAUUAGCAUGUUCUGCAUGCCAUUUAGAAAUUAACAUUCAUGCAACCCAGUCCACCUUCAGGUAGGCGCACCUGGCAAUUUAGGAACCUGAUCACAAGGGUUAGGUGGCUUUAUCUGGCCUGUGUAGGUCAGGCUAUCAGAUUAUCUGUUAUCUCUCAUCACUAGUCCCUCCUCACUCAGAUUCACCUCUUCAGACUCUUAGGGAUUUAUACUGCUGCUCAUCAUCAUAGUAUCUAUGUGUCUUCUGCAUAAAAUCAAUUAACAGUAGCCAAAUCUAUAGGGGAGUUGGUGGAACAGAACUACUUUCUAAUUCUUGGAUCAUACUUACCUCUUUUUUUUUUACUGAUUGGGAGAUAAAAACA
Chrysemys picta bellii (western painted turtle) is the source of this 3104-nucleotide messenger RNA. NCBI's taxonomy places the organism in Eukaryota, Metazoa, Chordata, Testudines, Emydidae. The record is from RefSeq and is a predicted model, not a curated record.